UCCUUUUCCGUAAACAAUUCCAAAGAGAGCCGAUUGUAGUUGGUAUUGUAUUUGUAGCCAGAUAAAUACCAUAAAUAUUCUGUAAAGAGAUAAUUAAAGUACACCAUUACCAUUUUGAUGUAUUUUAUAUUGCUCUCUGUGUUGACCUGUUUAGCAACAUGUCAUUGUUUGAUCGAAAAGGAUGAGAAGAAUGAGAACCAUUGUGGUCUGCUGAAGCAGUGGCUUGAAUCCACAUCAGUGUCAGUGGAGAUCGGUAAAAAGGGUUUCCACAGGGAGGUGAUAACCACUGUUGAGCUCAGCCCUGGUGUGCCCACUGGUGUCAGAGUUUUGCUGGUUUAUAGAUGGCCCAGUGGUGUCUACAUCGAUCCAUACCAACUUGCAUCCCUGAGAGAUCAAAGUGAUUGGCAGAUAUUACUAGAUUCAGCCAUUGAUCUAGAGGCGCCUGCUCACAAGACUUCAGGGUUUGUCACCUUUGUGUAUCCCACCCCUGAUGAGCCAACUCCCAGACUACUAAAAGUAGCAAUUCCAAUACAUGGCCGCUACCACGAGCCCUCUUCUGUUGGGAAAAAAUAUACUUCUGUCGACAUACAACCACCUGAGCUGCUUCUGCGGACUGAAAAAUGUAUGCAGCUUGACAAUUUAGAGCCUCACACUGUCAUGGAUGCCCCCUGCACUGUCCACAAUUCAAGCAUGUGUGCGUGGGUUAAAAUCCAGCAUCAGCAGGAGUAUGGCCCUGUGAGUUUACAGUUCCCAGUAGGUGACGGGUCUUUGGUGAUACCUGUAUGCGGUGGAACUCUUCUCGUCACGAUGAUCUGCUGUGUGGCGCUGUCCAAAUACAUGUGGAAACAUCAGAUUAUUAAGUGAUGGACAGAUUACCUUGUGCUAAACAAUUCACGAUCUUAUAAUUGUACAGAUUUGUCUGCUACCAGGAUCAUUCUGUUAUCAUUAUGGUCAAAGUUUUUUAACCUACAACAUCGAAAGGCCACAAAAAAAGAUAACACCACACAGCCAUUAAUAGACCCAGAUAGAAAAGGUCAGGUGUAUAUGAAUAAUUUAAAAUGAGAAAUGCAUUGAACAUCUUACCUUCUGAGGUGACACAGAGAACAGGUUUCGUAACUGGAGAGAUUCCAGGUUUUACUCUGCAAAGUAAUCCAGACAACCUAGUUAACCCGCUUGUUGAAAAAGGCUUCAGUUACUGUAAAUAAACAUGUUUGUUGUGGUUAGUCCUCUACUUUUUGUGUGAGAUUUCGUCUUAUUACAAUCUUGGCUCAGAGAGAGGAACAUAGCCCAGGACUCUGUGGUGAUUUUAUUAUUUGUGAAGUAUAGACAAUUUCCCAUCUUACUGUAUGUUGUCAAUAAAGUUUUGUUCUGUUGUGUUCUACCUCUGUU
Messenger RNA from Xiphias gladius (swordfish), 1389 nucleotides. It is a transcript of the gene pigx, whose product is annotated as phosphatidylinositol glycan anchor biosynthesis, class X. The transcript has 6 exons. The record is from RefSeq and is a predicted model, not a curated record. Gene Ontology annotation, biological process: GPI anchor biosynthetic process. Gene Ontology annotation, cellular component: endoplasmic reticulum membrane. The coding region runs from base 118 to 864 and encodes 248 amino acids. NCBI's taxonomy places the organism in Eukaryota, Metazoa, Chordata, Actinopteri, Istiophoriformes, Xiphiidae.